Histoplasma capsulatum G186AR is the source of this 3077-nucleotide messenger RNA. RefSeq names its product heat shock protein CLPA. Gene Ontology annotation, cellular component: cytoplasm; cytosol. The record is from RefSeq and is a predicted model, not a curated record. The transcript has a single exon. The coding region runs from base 1 to 2778 and encodes 925 amino acids. NCBI's taxonomy places the organism in Eukaryota, Fungi, Ascomycota, Eurotiomycetes, Onygenales, Ajellomycetaceae. Gene Ontology annotation, biological process: cellular response to heat. Gene Ontology annotation, molecular function: ATP binding; ATP hydrolysis activity.
AUGAGUGGAGCCCAAUUAACAGAUAGAGCGAAUAAAGCUCUUGUUGACGCCCAUGCUCUAGCAGAGCAACAUGCCCACCCCCAGCUCCUCCCCAUCCACCUCGCAGUGUCCCUUCUGGACCCUCCGGCUGAUGAAUCGAAGGACCAACAAGUAACCACACAUCCUUCACACCAAGCCAGUUCGGCUUCUCUUUUCAAACGAGUCGUUGAGAAAGCCCAUGGUGACCCCCAACUACUAGCCCGGGCACUGAACCGGUCUCUAGUCCGGCUACCUUCCCAGGAUCCCCCACCAGAGACCAUCGCACCAUCGCCGGCCAUUUCAAAGGUGCUUCGGUCCGCUACCAAUCUAUCAAAGACGCAGAAAGACAGUUAUGUUGCUAUAGAUCAUCUGAUAGCCGCGCUGGCCGAGGAUCCUGCAAUCCAGCGGGCGCUUGCUGACGCAAACAUCCCGAAUGUGAAGUUGAUUGAUUCGGCGAUCCAGCAGAUCCGCGGGAUGAAGCGAGUGGACUCAAAAACAGCAGAUACGGAAGAGGAGAGUGAGAAUCUGAAGAAAUUUACGAUUGAUAUGACAUCGAUGGCCAGAGAAGGGAAAAUCGACCCUGUCAUUGGUCGAGAGGAGGAGAUCAGGAGAGUUAUUCGGAUUCUCAGUCGACGGACAAAGAACAAUCCAGUCCUCAUCGGCGAGCCGGGUGUGGGGAAAACGACAGUCGUGGAAGGUCUGGCUCGCCGAAUUGUUAAUGCGGAUGUCCCUGCAAAUCUGUCGAAUUGCAAGCUCUUGUCCCUCGAUGUUGGGUCUCUUGUUGCUGGCAGCAAGUAUCGUGGUGAGUUUGAAGAGAGAAUGAAAGGGGUUCUGAAUGAGAUUGAAGAAUCGAAGGAUACUAUCGUUUUGUUUGUGGACGAAAUCCACCUGCUCAUGGGAGCUGGCUCCAGUGGAGAGGGUGGCAUGGAUGCUGCUAAUCUGCUGAAGCCCAUGCUUGCUAGGGGCCAACUCCAUUGCAUUGGCGCAACUACCCUUGGCGAAUACAGGAAAUACAUCGAGAAAGAUCAGGCCUUUGAACGUCGAUUCCAACAAGUUUUGGUCAAAGAGCCUUCAGUGAACGAGACGAUCUCAAUCCUUCGAGGACUGAAGGAGAGAUACGAAGUUCAUCAUGGUGUUAACAUCCUCGACGGAGCUAUUGUAUCAGCAGCAAAUUUGGCUUCUCGUUAUCUUACAGCCCGAAGACUGCCAGACUCAGCCGUUGACCUUAUUGAUGAGGCGGCUGCAGCUGUGCGUGUCACAAGGGAAUCACAACCCGAAGCUCUCGAUACAUUGGAGCGCCGUGCCAGGCAACUCCAGAUUGAAAUUCAUGCUUUGGAACGCGAGAAGGAUCCAGCAUCAAAGAUACGACUAGAAACUGCGAAGCAGGAGGCAGCAAAUGUUAACGAAGAAUUGCGACCAAUGAGGGAAAAAUACGAAAGCGAAAAGCAACGAAGCAAAGAUAUCCAGGAUGCUAAAAUCAAAUUGGAUCUUCUGAAAGUGAAGCGGGAUGAGGCAACCAGGUCGGGGGAUACGCAAACCGCUUCAGAUCUCAUAUACUAUGCCAUCCCCGAUGUCGAGAAACGCAUCGAACAGCUUGAGGCUGAAAGAGCUCGAGUCGACGCGGAAUUAUCCAUUCAGCCAGGAGGGGGAGGGGAAACUCUUCUGGCAGAUGCUGUUGGUCCUGAACAGAUCAAUGAAAUUGUGGCUCGAUGGACUGGUAUUCCUGUUACCAAGCUCAGAACCACCGAGAAGGACAGACUCCUUCAAAUGGAAUCGCACCUCUCUAAAAUUGUUGUUGGCCAGAAAGAAGCUGUUCAGUCCGUCUCAAAUGCAAUUCGUCUCCAACGCUCUGGCCUUAGCAACCCUAAUUCCCCGCCAAGCUUCCUGUUCUGCGGUCCUUCCGGUACAGGUAAAACGCUUCUUACGAAGGCUUUGGCGGAAUUCCUUUUCGAUGACUCCAAAUCCAUGAUCAGAUUUGAUAUGUCUGAAUAUCAAGAAAGACAUUCUUUGAGUCGAAUGAUCGGUGCUCCUCCCGGAUAUGUUGGGCAUGAUGCCGGUGGCCAACUAACGGAAGCACUUCGCCGCCGACCGUUUUCCAUUCUGCUCUUUGAUGAGGUGGAAAAGGCCGCGAAGGAAGUAUUGACUGUCCUGCUUCAGCUGAUGGAUGAUGGAAGAAUUACGGACGGCCAGGGAAGAAUCGUUGAUGCGAAGAAUUGUAUCGUCGUGAUGACUUCCAACCUUGGCGCGGAGUUCCUUCAGCGUUCCACCGUCGCAAAUGGUCAAAUAGAUUCAACCACUAAAGAACUUGUUAUGGGAACACUGCGGAACUACUUCCUACCCGAAUUCCUCAAUCGGAUUUCCAGCAUCGUUAUCUUCAAUACGCUAACGAGACGGGAGAUACGGAAGAUCGUUGAUCUCCGACUUGAGGAGAUCCAACAGAGACUAGAGCAGAAUGAUCGCUCGGUGACGAUAGAAUGCACGGACGAGGCCAAGGAUUACUUGGGCAAUGCUGGCUACUCGCCACUAUACGGCGCCCGACCGUUGUCACGACUCAUCGAGAAAGAGGUCUUAAACCGCCUUGCGGUGUUGAUCCUAAAAGGCGCUAUCAAGGACGGCGAAACUGCACGUGUAGUUAUGGAAUACGGACGAAUCACUGUGCUUCCGAACCACGGCACUGAAAGCGAAGACGAGGAGAUGGUCGGCGAUGACGCGCUCGAGGAGAUGGAGGAAGACUUGGGUGAAGAUGAUCUUUAUGAAUGAGAAUGAGAUAUCUAGAGGAUAAGCGAUUGGGGGUUUAAACGAUGACGUUCUUGCUUUUUCUUCCGUUUCAGCUUUACAUUGUUUUUUUCUGGUUCGCGUUCUUUUUCUCUAAGCCGAUAUUUUUCCUUUUCAUGAACUAAUGAUCCUAUUUCUGGUUUCGGUUGGGUGAGAAACCACUGCAUUUAUGAAAGUAAUAGCAUAAAAGUGUUCAUUCUUAUUUCGUUUUUGUUGGAAGGAUUGGAAGGAUGGUUCGUCCCUUGGCUACUUUUUUACUGCUGUGAAACACGAGAUGAACGAUU